Molecule: messenger RNA, 5255 nt
Organism: Lates calcarifer (barramundi perch)
Lineage: Eukaryota; Metazoa; Chordata; Actinopteri; Centropomidae
Product: E3 ubiquitin-protein ligase DTX3L
Exons: 11
Coding region: 367-2784 (805 amino acids)
Biological process (GO): Notch signaling pathway; protein ubiquitination
Molecular function (GO): metal ion binding
Source: RefSeq, a predicted model, not a curated record
ACACAUUGGGCCAAUGACUGCACUUGCUGAUAAUGCAGACUGAGUCUGCAGCUGUGACGUCGCCUUUAGCUGCAAGACUUUCACUUUCAUUUAUAAGGAAGUAGAGGCUGCGUUUAAAGCAUAAAGUCACGGGAAGGAAGAAGACUGUCAAAAUGUCAAGCAAUGACGUAGAGGACAUGGACUUUAGUGAGGAGGGGGAGGCAAACCAGCAACCCGCAGCAUCUCCUGAGAGGGGUGCUGAGUCUCAACAGGGGAGACACCCAGCAACCUUCAACACCUCCUGAUACGUCUGGUGAGAAUGAAGAUGAAGCUCGAGUCAUUCUCUCUGUCAAGUGGUCAGAGUGUUGUAAGUCGCAGAAAUACAGGAUGAUACUACAGCGAGUUCUUCAGACUUGGGGCAACAACGAGGAAAUAUCUGUAGACUGCACAGUUGAAAAUGCCUCAGAAGAUGGGAGAGCUGUAUUAAAGAUAAAACCUGCCUCAGCUUUGAAUAAGCUUCAGAAACUGGUUGGACAAACACUGUUCAACAAAGAAGGGACACCAACAGUCACAGUAAAGUCUGUUAGUCUGGGAACACAAGAGCUGGAGACACAAAUACCAGAUGUUGCUUCAGUGAAACCCCCCUCUUCAUCUGUGUCAAAGCCUAAAGAUGUGCAAGUACAAAUGGAGAAACAAAGCAGUUCAACAGCAGUUUCUGCAGCUGAAGAGGCUACAUGCCUUUAUCCUGUGUCUCUGCCAAUUGGCUGUUACUGGUAUGUGAGCCAUAUCUACAGGGAAGAAAUUAAACGUAUAGAGAGAGAGAAUGGAGUUACAAUUGAAGCCGAAGUGAUGGUCAGACCUGUACCACGCCAGAAAGAUGGAGACCCACUCAAAGCUCUCACUGAAUUCAUAAGCCUCGUCCAGAAUUCCCUACCUGAAACCAAUGGCUCAGUUAUUCCUCUCAAGUUCACAGAUCAAGAACAGUGGAGGGACGCACUUAAAAUCAUCCAGAGACCUGAGAGCAAGCUUCUGCUUACACUGUCCUCUGACGAAUUGACUGUAUGUGGGCCAAGCCGAAGUCAAGAUGCCAUCAGUAAGUCCUUAAAUACAGCCUCAACAAACACCCACACUUUUUUUGAAGACACUGAAUGGACAACCCUCCACACACCACUGACCAUUGGCAUGAUCGUCAAAGACCCUCUUGUCGAUACCGGGCUAACCAUGGAGGAGAGCUGCUGGAAGCUGAUGACUACCUCCUUCAAAGAGCAGGUAGCUAAGAUCAAAACAAAGUUUGGUGUGGAUUUUAAAGAGUCAGGCAUCAGUCAAGGUAAAGUGGAUGUCAAAGCUUGCUACAGAAGACCUGGAGGAAACAAGUCAAUGGAGAGCCACGCUGUCAGAGCUCUUCUUCGUCUGUGCCAGACCAUAACAACAUCACCCCUGAGGUUCACCCAGUACAAUGGUGCCAGUGGGUUCAGCAGCUCAUUGAACAACUUGAGCGAAGAUCAUCAGUCAGAAGGAGCCUCCAGCAGACCUGUGUUGAAUGGACAGUCAGGAUACAGCGCGCACAACACUGAUGCAGCCACAGCAGGGGCAGUAGCAGAAGGAGACAAUAAAGACCAAACCUGCCCCAUAUGCUUGGAUGCAUUCACCAACAAGAAAACGCUGAGGUGUAAGCAUGAGUUUUGUGAGGAAUGCCUGGAACAAGCAAAGAAAGGCAGUGGACCCAUCUGUCCUGUGUGCAAAGAUGUCUUUGGUGUGAUAGAGGGAGACCAGCCAGAUGGAAAAAUAUCAUGGACAACAUAUUCCUCACCCCUACCUGGAUUCCCAGACUGUGGCACUAUAGUCAUAGACUAUCAUAUUCCAAGUGGGACACAGACGGAAAAACAUCCCAAACCUGGACAGUAUUACACGGGUGUUAACAGAAGAGCAUAUCUGCCAAACAACACUGAGGGCAGAGAAGUACUGAGCCUGUUGAAGAGAGCAUUUGACCAGAAGCUGAUUUUCACUGUUGGCACGUCCAGAAUGACUGGGAUAGAGAACCAUGUGACCUGGAACGACAUUCACCACAAAACCUCCACUUCAGGAGGACCAGAAUGUUUUGGGUAUCCUGACCCUGGCUACCUGAGCAGAGUGAAAGAGGAGCUGAAGGCUAAAGGCAUCAUCCAUAUCCCGACAUUGACUGGACAGUCAGGAUACAGCACAAACAACAGUGAAGCAGCCACAGCAGGGGCAGCAGCAGUAGGCAGUAACAAAGACCAAACCUGCCCCAUAUGCUUGGAUGCAUUCACCAAUAAGAAAAAGCUCAGGUGUAAGCAUGAGUUUUGUGAGGAAUGCCUGGAACAAGCAAAGAAAGGCAGUGGACCCAUCUGUCCUGUGUGCAAAGAUGUCUUUGGUGUGAUAGAGGGAGACCAGCCAGAUGGAAAAAUAUCUUGGACAACAUAUUCCUCACCCCUACCUGGAUUCCCAGACUGUGGCACUAUAGUCAUAGACUAUCAUAUUCCAAGUGGGACACAGACAGAAAAACAUCCCAAUCCUGGACAGUAUUACGCCGGUGUUAACAGAAGAGCAUAUCUGCCAAACAACACUGAGGGUAAUGAAGUGCUGAAGCUGUUAAAGAAAGCAUUUGACCGGAAGUUGAUUUUCACUGUUGGCACGUACAGAACGACUGGGAUAGAAAAUCAGGUGACCUGGAACGACAUUCACCACAAAACGUCCACUUCAGGAGGACCAGAAUGUUUUGGUUAUCCUGACCCUGGCUACCUGAGCAGAGUGAAAGAGGAGCUGAAGGCUAAAGGCAUAAAGUGAAGACUUUGAUACCAAGUGACUUUAGAGGGUUGUAGUUGCAAGUCUAAUUUUACACAUUGGUAGAAUUUCAAAAAUUAAGAUGAUUACUUAAAACAAGCAGUUACUGGAAUACACAUAUUGUAUGUUCCUUCUUCUAAUAGCUGCUUUGAGGUGCACCAAACAGGAUUUGCAGCUUAAGUUUAUUGUUUAACAACAUGCAUUAUCUUUACCUGUAAGGAAUUAUUUCCUUUGAUGGAGGAAGCAUGAAGGAUAAAAUCUUGAAAAUUUAUUAUGAGACUGAUAUUUCACAGUUCCCUGUCCCCUGAAAAACCCCCUGAGUCCUGCAGUAGCAGAGAAAUAUAUUAUUUCAUUUCACAAAGAUUUCAUGUGAUUAUACUGUUAAAACAGGUCAUAUGAACAACUUACUUGACUUCAUGCAUGUAGAAGGGUGGGAAAUAACACCCUGGCUAGUUUUGCAAGUAAUCAUUUUCCACAAAUAGUUAACAGUGACUGAACAACACAAGACAUUUCUGUUUGACAAACUUCAUUACAUUGUUAAUAGACCAUGACAUAUAUACAUUAUUAUCUACCGUAUUUUGAAUCGGUAUCAUACACAUAAUCAAGACAAACAAAAAUAUGGCAAUAAUUGUAUGAGGAGUAAAACCUUAUCUAAGGAAGAGAACCAUGUUAUUCUAAAACAUGAUCACAGUGCAGCUCUCACUGAAGCUGAAGUACAUUAACAUUUUACUUUGUAAUAUCAGUAAUUCCAUCUUCAGUCCUGUUGCAUGCGUAGAAGAGUCUAUUCCAUCAUAUGUCACUGGUCUGAUGUAACUAAUGUGUACAAUGAGAUGAUACAUGGGGACAGUGGCUACAAUACUUACUGUAUGUUUACUCUGAUUACUUUUCAUGUUUAUUACAUGUAUGUUGUGAUUUGGCGCUAUGCUAAUAAAACUGCAUUGAAUUAAAUUGUUCUUUUAGGUGGUGUUUUACCAGAGAUAAUUGUUUGAUAUAUCACAAAUACUUUCCAUCUGCAUACUGACAGUUACUGUAAGUGUUUAUGUCACAUUACAUGCUGUGCAUAGGGAUCUUAUCUCCUCACAACAUGCUUCAUGUUUACAGAAAGAAUAAAAUUCUUAUCACUUCAGUGACUAUUGAGGAUCUGCGGGGUGUUUUAUUUUGAAAAAUGACCGGAAUCUCUGCCCAUCACAUCCGUCUGUGCCUCCUGAUAUCGCUUGACACACACCUGUGUCUGUCAUAUUUGUGACGCCUGGUUAAUUAAACCCGCAAGCUAAUUAGCUAAACUGAGUAAGAAACAAAUGUCUGUGGAGAGCGUCUUUGAAAAGGGGAAAAGGCCCAAUGAUGAGACAGCAGAAAAGUCUAAGACUCAAGAAAAGCAAAGCUGCAUGUAGUGGGAAAUACCAGGAGUCCAACUUAAAGUAAGACCUUAUCGCGACAGGUGAUUUACAUGCACAGGCCUCCUCUACACAUUUCUGGCUUCAAAUGAGGCAAUGGACCCUUCAAAACUGCGUCGACACACAGAGACAAAGCACCCUGCAUUAAAAGAUAAGCCUGAACCGAAGUUCGUUGAAGAAAAAAACGUUGAGAAGAAGGACAGAAAGAAGUCUUCACGGCCACCACAGCAACAGGUGUAGCUGCACUGAGAACACCGUACGUCGUUGCUAAGGCUAAGAAGUCUCUCACUGUUGGUGAAGAGCUGAUGCUGCCUGCUGCUGCGUUAUGGUGAGUUGUAUUUAUUAUGCACUUUAGCUGUGUUUGUUUUUAUGCCGAAUUAAUAUACCGGCGAUUUACCCGAGAUACCCGAGACAUUGGCAGGUAGGUUGUUGGAAAAGUUGUGUCAGUGCCUGCCUCUUCCUGUAAUCCCAGGCUGACUCCGUGAUGCUGAGAUCAGAGCUCUGUAUAGAUCAUGUUGUCUCUUAAGAGUUUUUUAUGACUCUGACUGUGUGUCUGGCUGCGUGUUGUCAUGCUGCAGAAUGAAUUUAAGAUGAGUCAGACACCUCCCUGAUGGUAUUAUGUGAUGCAUAAGAAUCAAAAACAUAUAAUUUGCCUAAAACUUUUGCACAGUACUGUAUAUAUUUUAAGGAGACUUCCACAGAGAGAAACUUAAUCUGUGAUCCCCAGCUGACAUAGCAGACUAAUGUCACUGAAAAAAUGUCCUGGAAAAUUAUUUCUGAAAAACAGUGGGGCUUACAUAAAUUUAAGUUUACGUCUCGCUGAUAAAGCAGAAAGAAAAAAAAAAUACAACAAGUUAUGAACAAAACACAAAACACGCUAGUUUGUUUUCUGUACAAUUUUUAAAAUUUUAUUUAUAACAAUAUCUGUUAUUUAGUUUGUAAAGUACUCCAGCAAAAAUUAAACAUUAUUCUCUUUCCAGAAGAAAGUCUGAGCCUCCAUGCAUUGUGUACUAUAAAAGCUAUGUGUCAUUUUUCAUUAAAAAAAGGACUAAUCAAAAAAAAAAAAAAAAAAUCUGAAAA